AUGGAGCGGCUCUUUCAAAUAGAGGAGAUUCUUGCGUAUAUCGAGGAGCAGAAGAAGAGGAACGCAAGCGCAACGCGGCAGCUCUCUAUGUACUACGAGGCAACGCAGAAGAAUCUGGAAACCAAUGAAAAAACCUAUUCGCUGUGGGAGGGGUACAUCGACACUCUGGAAAAAAAUGGGUACGGCCACUCAGAGAUCCGCGAGGUGUACAAAAUGCUCAAAAGCAAGUUCUGGAGAUUCCUGCCCUUCUGGAAGGGUUGGUUCGGCUACGAAAGCCGUCUUCCCAUAGACCAAAGCAAAAGAGCAAAAGUCCUGGAGCUUGCAAAUGACAUUUUGCAGUACAAGGAGUGUCUGGAGAAAGAGAAGAUUUUGCAGUGGAUUAGAGAAAAAUCAAUAGGAUCAGCAAAAGAAAACAACAUAACAAAGAGCAUCUAUAUGUAA
This is a messenger RNA of Nematocida minor, 441 nucleotides long. RefSeq lists its product as uncharacterized. Lineage: Eukaryota; Fungi; Microsporidia. The coding region runs from base 1 to 441 and encodes 146 amino acids. The record is from RefSeq and is a predicted model, not a curated record. The transcript has a single exon.